Molecule: messenger RNA, 1848 nt
Organism: Microthlaspi erraticum
Lineage: Eukaryota; Viridiplantae; Streptophyta; Magnoliopsida; Brassicales; Brassicaceae
Source: the annotation of a GenBank genome assembly
AUGGAGAGUUUGAUCGGGUUGGUAAACAGGAUACAAAGAGCAUGCACUUCGCUCGGCGAUUAUGGCGGCGGUAAUAACGCUCUCUCUUCUCUCUGGGAAGCUCUUCCUACAGUCGCCGUCGUCGGUGGCCAGAGUUCUGGGAAAUCUUCGGUUCUGGAGAGCAUUGUCGGGAGAGAUUUUCUGCCUAGAGGAUCCGGUAUUGUUACGAGGAGGCCAUUGGUGUUACAGCUUCAUAAGACGGAAAAUGGAACAGAGGACUACGCUGAGUUUCUCCAUAUUUCCAAUAGGAGAUUCACCAAUUUCUCUUUGGUUCGAAAGGAGAUUGAGGAUGAGACUGAUAGAAUCACUGGGAAGAACAAACAGAUAUCUCCAGUUCCUAUUCACCUCAGUAUCUUCUCUCCCAAUGUUGUGAAUCUUACACUCAUUGAUUUACCUGGUUUGACUAAAGUUGCUGUUGAUGGACAGCCGGAAACUAUUGUUGAAGAUAUUGAAUCCAUGGUUCGCUCAUACGUCUCAAAGCCAAACUGUCUUAUACUAGCAAUAUCUCCUGCUAACCAAGACAUAGCCACAUCGGAUGCGAUCAAGCUCGCCAAAGAAGUGGAUCCAACAGGUGAUAGAACAUUUGGAGUUCUCACAAAGUUAGACUUGAUGGACAAGGGAACUAAUGCAUUGGAUGUAAUCGAAGGAAGAUCAUACAGGCUGCAACAUCCAUGGGUUGGGAUAGUGAACCGUUCACAAGCAGAUAUUAACAAGAAUAUUGAUAUGAUGGUUGCAAGAAGGCAAGAGCGUGAAUACUUCGAAACCAGUCCCGACUAUUCUCACUUAGCUAGUAAAAUGGGUUCAGAAUAUCUUGCAAAGCUUCUCUCUAAGCUCUUGGAAUCUGUUAUAAGGGCUCGUAUCCCAAAUAUCCUAUCCUUAAUAACCAGAAGCAUCGAAGAACUCGAAAGAGAGCUAGACCACUUGGGCAGGCCUGUCGCAAUUGAUGCUGGAGCUCAACUAUACACAAUCUUGGGAAUGUGUCGUGCAUUCGAAAAGAUAUUCAAAGAGCAUUUGGAUGGCGGGCGUCCUGGAGGAGCUCGUAUCUAUGGAAUAUUUGACUACCAACUUCCAGCAGCUAUCAAGAAGCUUCCUUUUGAUCAUCAUCUUUCCUUGGAAAAUGUCAAGAGAAUCGUCUCAGAAUCCGAAGGCUACCAACCUCACUUGAUCGCACCUGAAUUAGGUUAUCGUCGUCUCAUUGAAAGAUCACUAAAUCAUUUUAGAGGUCCAGCUGAAGCUUCUGUGAACGCUGUUCACUUUGUCUUAAAAGAGCUUGUAAGAAAAUCCAUCGCAGAAACUGAGGAGCUAAAAAGGUUCCCAUCGCUACAAAUCGAGCUAACCGCUGCAGCGAACGCAUCUUUAGAGAAGUUUCGUGAAGAAAGCAUGAAGUCUGUUCUAAGACUUGUCGACAUGGAAGCUUCGUAUCUGACGGUUGACUUCUUUCGCAAGCUAACACAAGAAAGCCAAUCUCAACCGUCGCUUUCUUCUUCACCAACAACAACAACAACAGACGCAUACGGGGAAGGACAUUGGAGAAAGAUAGCUUCGAAUGUGGCUGCUUACAUCAGAAUGGUGGCAGAGACGCUUGUGAACACCAUUCCUAAGUCCGUUGUUCAUUGUCAGGUCAGACAGGCGAAACUCUCUUUGCUCAGUUACUUGUACACACAAAUCAGUCAGUGUCAGGGGAAAAAGCUGGGGCAGUUGCUAGAUGAGAAUCCGGCAUUGUUGGAAAGGAGGCUACAGUGUGCAAAGAGGCUCGAGCUUUACAAGAAGGCUAGAGAUGAAAUUGAUGCAGCGGUUUGGGCUCGUUGA